AAGCAGAGCACAACAUAAGAAUCACUAAACAAUGUCCGACUUUCCACCUAAUGUAUCCAUCAGACCAUUAACGAUUGAAGAUAUCGAUCAAUGUAUUGCUCUAGAAGCCAAAGGAUUUAGUGAAGCAGAAAGAUGUACACCAGAUAAAUUUAAAUACCGAUUAACUACAUGUCCAGAGUUAUGUUCGGGGUUGUUUGUUAGAGAGUAUUCAUAUAAAUAUAAUGCUAUCAAUUUGCCAGAAGUAGCCGAAAGAAUAGAAGCUGAACACAAGGAUUCUAAGAGUGAUAAUGAACAAGAAGAUGAAGAUUUACCAGUGAAAUCCUCCGUUACAAAAGAGACUUUGAUUGGUCACAUAAUUGCCACCAAGAUCCAUUCUAGUCAUAUAACAGAAGCCUCAAUGGAAUUACCUUCAGAAAAUGACCCGACUGCUGGUCAUAUUGAACAUUCUCGUUUUGUCGGGAUACACGGUUUAGUUGUUGACCCAGAAUGGCAGGGUAAGAACUUGGGAACUUUAUUAAUGCAUGAUUAUAUUCAAAAAUUAUCUAAUCAAGAUUUAGGCUCCAAAGUUGUUAUCAUUUGUCAUAAAGAUUUAAUACCAUUUUACGAAAAAAUCGGCUUUAAUAAUAAUGGGGUAAGUGAAUGUAAAUUUGCCAAUCAAACCUGGUACGAUUUAUCAAUUGAUUUGAUUCCAGAAGAAGAAGAUUAGCUGC
Hyphopichia burtonii NRRL Y-1933 is the source of this 710-nucleotide messenger RNA. RefSeq names its product polyamine acetyltransferase. Gene Ontology annotation, cellular component: cytoplasm. Bases 32 to 706 code for a protein of 224 amino acids. The transcript has a single exon. NCBI's taxonomy places the organism in Eukaryota, Fungi, Ascomycota, Pichiomycetes, Serinales, Debaryomycetaceae. The record is from RefSeq and is a predicted model, not a curated record. Gene Ontology annotation, molecular function: aralkylamine N-acetyltransferase activity.